AUGCCACUGACUCGAGCAACUCUUGUCAAUGCACCUCGGUACAAUGGAAAAGAAAGCCUUGCGUCGUUCAUACGAUCAUUGAAUGUUUAUCUGGCAAAGAGGCGAAAAGGAUACUUCCGUACUUGCUCACGGGAUCCGUUCGAGACGCCUACGACAAGAUUCCUGAAGACAUCAGAGAAGGGAGUUGGAACGGCAUUCUUGAUCGUUUACAAGGAGAAUACCACACCGAGACAAUCGGACCUUGAUGGCGCAGGCUGA
Messenger RNA from Caenorhabditis elegans, 258 nucleotides. RefSeq names its product Transposase (gene F11D11.21). Bases 1 to 258 code for a protein of 85 amino acids. Lineage: Eukaryota; Metazoa; Nematoda; Chromadorea; Rhabditida; Rhabditidae. The record is from RefSeq and is marked reviewed. The transcript has a single exon.